Messenger RNA from Salvia hispanica, 803 nucleotides. RefSeq names its product protein G1-like7. NCBI's taxonomy places the organism in Eukaryota, Viridiplantae, Streptophyta, Magnoliopsida, Lamiales, Lamiaceae. Gene Ontology annotation, cellular component: nucleus. Gene Ontology annotation, biological process: response to light stimulus; mRNA transcription. The record is from RefSeq and is a predicted model, not a curated record.
AUCUCUUGUCUCCUCAAUAACCUCAUGAUUUGAUCACCCACUUAAAUUAAAUCACUCCCCAUUUGCAAACCAUAUACUAUAUCCUCUCUCCCACAAAAAUUCAAUAAAUUAAAAUACCAAAAAAAAAAGCAAAGAUGAUGCCCAAUAUUGAUCCAAGUGGUGAAGGAUCCUCAGCUCCUCCACCUCCACCUCCACCACCGCGGCCUCAGCUGAGCCGGUACGAAUCACAGAAGCGACGCGACUGGAACACCUUCGGGCAGUACCUGCAGAACCAGCGGCCCGCGGUGGCGCUGCCGCAGUGCAACUACACGCACGUGCUGGAUUUCAUGAAGUACUUAGAUCAGUUUGGGAAGACCAAGGUCCACGUCCACGGCUGCGUCUUCUUUGGCCAGCCCGACCCAGUGGGCCCCUGCGCUUGCCCUCUCAGGCAGGCGUGGGGCAGCCUAGAUGCCCUCGUGGGCCGCCUCAGGGCGGCCUACGAGGAGAACGGUGGGGCCCCUGAGACAAACCCUUUUGCCAACGGGGCCAUCAGGGUUUAUCUCAGGGAUGUCAGGGAUUCCCAGGCGACUGCCCGCGGAAUCCCUUAUAAGAAGAAGAAAAGAAAGAGGAAGAAAAAUAGUGAAGGUGUGGCCUCAAAUUUUCAUCAGAUGCAAUCUUCUGGAAUUUAAUUUGACUAUGGUAAUACUAUUAUUUAUAUUAUAAUAUCAUAUACUAUUAAACUGUGCUACUUCUUAAUUUUCUUUUGGUGCAAUCUUGUAAUUCAAAAGAUUUUAUUUCAUACAAAUAUAUGUAUGUCUUUUGCA